GCGCAGGUGAUAUUUUCCCUUAUUGAGGGUCUCUCUCUUCUGCCUAUUUUGAGAAUAAGACUGAUACUUGAUACACAAUCCCAGCUUGUCCUAUUGAGUUUCAAAGGGGACAUUGUCCGUUCUGAAGAUCAGGUAGACAAGAAGCUUCCCAAGGUGAAUUUUGGGAAGCUUUUAGUGCAUUACACGGAAAAUAACAUCUUAGUAGAUUACCCAAGUUGA
Molecule: messenger RNA, 219 nt
Organism: Aspergillus vadensis CBS 113365
Lineage: Eukaryota; Fungi; Ascomycota; Eurotiomycetes; Eurotiales; Aspergillaceae
Exons: 2
Source: RefSeq, a predicted model, not a curated record